UUGCGGCACCGAGCGUCGCCGCCGACGUGGGUGGGGGGGGGAGAAGAUGGACACGCAACAAGGUCGCGAGCGCGUCUGAAUCGCGCGUAUCGACCUCCAAGAUCUCAAGACGGGAGGCACGAUGAGCGAGCAGGUGUCAGUCACCCCGAGCUGGCUGACCCCUGACCCCAGCUGGGUCAGCAGUGGUGGUGGGAGCAUCGAGAACCUGACGGCUGAAACGCCUCCUCCAGCUGCUGUUUUACCGCCAAAGUCUUCUGCCGAGCUGCUGGUGAACCCGUGGGAUAUAGUGCUGUGCACGUCAGGCACGCUGAUAGCCUGUGAGAACACCCUGGUGGUUCUGGUGAUAUGGCAGAACCAGGCCCUGCGCGCUCCCAUGUUCCUGCUGAUCGGUAGCCUCGCGCUGGCUGACCUGCUAGCCGGCGUGGGUCUGGUGCUUCACUUCGCCUUCGCCUACCUGCUGCAUUCGGACUCCGCCCAGCUGCUGACGAUCGGCCUGGUGGUGGCCUCAUUCUCUGCCUCUGUCUUCAGUUUGCUGGCCAUCACCAUCGAUCGCUACCUGUCGCUGUAUUACGCGCUCACGUACAACUCGGAGCGCACAGCUGCCUUCACCUACACCAUGCUGGUGCUGCUGUGGGGCGCGUCCCUGUGCCUUGGUCUGCUGCCCGUCACAGGGGUAAACUGCCUGAGUCAGGAGGACGCGUGCAGCGUGGUGCGGCCGCUCACUAAGAACAACGUCGCAGUCCUGUCCGUGUCCUUCCUGCUGCUCUUCGGACUCAUGCUGCAGCUCUACGUGCAAAUCUGCAAAAUCGUCAUGCGGCACGCGCACCAGAUCGCCGUGCAGCACCACUUCCUGGCAGCCACGCCGCACUACGUCACGACACGCAAGGGCGUCUCCACGCUCGCCAUCAUCCUGGGAACAUUCGCUGCCUGCUGGAUGCCUUUCACCGUCUACUCGCUAAUCGCUGACUACACCUACCCUCCGCUGUACACCUACGCCACACUGGUUCCUGCCACCUAUAACUCCAUCAUUAACCCGGUCAUCUACGCCUUCCGCAACCAAGAGAUCCAGAAGGCGCUUUGGAUGGUGUGCUGCGGCUGCGUCCCGGCCAGUGUGGCGCAGCGAGCACGGACGCCCAGCGACGUCUAGCGUCCUCUAUUGCAUGCAGGUGUGAGACAAGGGGACAUAUACGUGUGGCCCUUCUUUUACGUCUUCCCCUUAUUGUGAUGUAACUUUGACCACUGCCACAUGGCCUUUUCUCCACCCCUCACCCUGGUGCCACUAAACUGCCACCAAAGCCUACAUACAUUUUUUUUCCUCCGCCAAGCAUCCGCACAUGAAAUGUAGAUGAACUUGCUGUUAAAAACACUGCGUGCUCCUUUCAAACGCCUCAACGGCAUCCCUCAGUGAAGGAGGAGGCUGAGACGAGGGGCCUCGUUCUCCUUUGCUGCAUUCUGCACGUGUGCUGAAAACCAAGCAGCCACGGAGAACUAAAAAUAGCCGUGGCGUCCAAUGAUCCGCGCCUCGUGUCAUCCGACAGAGAGAAAUGCAGCGAACGUCUCGCUCGAUCCUUCCGCUAUGUUUGCGUGGAUCGAUUUAUUUUGCAUUUUAUUUUCACCUUAAAGACACAAAUGUGCCCGAAUGUACACAAAUCAGACCAUGAAGAGCUAACAACAAUCCCCCGAAACAAAACCUGGCCUUUCUUUUUAUUUCUGGCCACAGGAUGGUGUCAGUGGUUCUCCCUCUGCUCAUUAUGCAGACGUAUUGUAUGAAUGAACCGGGGAUUUGUUUUGAAUGAAUGUACACGUUCCCGUUCAGUGGUGUCGCGUCGAAUUUGUAUUUUGCACUUCGUGCUUUACUUCCAGCUGAGCUCCGGUCCAAAUAACAACCGAUAAGAACAACGAAUUCAUCUACAUUCAUCGACAAACAUUUGAAGCGGUUUAACUGAAAGACACGCUCGAAAUAGGCCGGUUUUCAAGGGUUAACUUUCAAAAUACAGAAUUAACCAAAUCCCCCAAAUCACAUGCUUGUAAAUUCCCUGGAAAGCAUAAGGAAGAUAAUGAGAGCAAACACACAUGUGGCAUUAGAGACGAAAUCCGAACACCAGGUCAGUUCAUUACUGUGCACCGCUGGUCUUCAUCGUUGAUUUCGACGGUCAGAUGUGUGUUUGUCAGACAGUUUGUCGGGGGUGCUGAGAAAUAGUGAAGGGGGAAAUUUACACAAAUCUAAAUCAGAGCCUGUUUUGCACUCGAGCUAUCAGGCCAUGCAUUCACAAAGCCCCCACUUUUCUAAGAAUGGAUUCUUCCUGUUUAAUUCAUUUUAUUUGACACAAUAUUUGAAGCCGAGAGAUGUUAUAAGACCCCUCUAAACUCCACCAAUAGGAAGACGGCAUAGGAUGAGACCAAACUUCCCAGACAGCUGCAUGCACCAAACAGGCAUAACAUUUUGGCAUCAUAGCAUUACGAGUGGGGAGUGAAUAACACUGAUUAUCAAUAUGGUCCAAGGAAGGAAGUAGUGAACCGGCGACAGGGUCGUGGGUGGCCGAGGCUCAUUGAUGCUCGUGGGGAGCGAAGGGU
Messenger RNA from Silurus meridionalis, 2574 nucleotides. RefSeq names its product G protein-coupled receptor 12 (gene gpr12). Gene Ontology annotation, biological process: G protein-coupled receptor signaling pathway. Gene Ontology annotation, molecular function: G protein-coupled receptor activity. The coding region runs from base 122 to 1147 and encodes 341 amino acids. The transcript is spliced from 2 exons. Gene Ontology annotation, cellular component: membrane. Lineage: Eukaryota; Metazoa; Chordata; Actinopteri; Siluriformes; Siluridae. The record is from RefSeq and is a predicted model, not a curated record.